AUGAAUUUUGAAGUGCAGUUAUUCGUCGACGUUUAUUGGUCAGUGUUUCAGGAAGAUGAGGAUAUCGGAUUCGAAGAGAACAUCCUCCGGAAUCCGUAUUCGUUGCGAUGUUGGGUGCGUUAUAUCGAGCAUAAGAAGAAGUGCAAGGCACCAUUGAAACAAAUCAAUAUGGUUUAUGAGCGAGCUCUGAAAGAACUACCAGGAAGUUAUAAACUUUGGUAG
Anisakis simplex (herring worm) is the source of this 222-nucleotide messenger RNA. The record is from the annotation of a GenBank genome assembly. Lineage: Eukaryota; Metazoa; Nematoda; Chromadorea; Rhabditida; Anisakidae.